Molecule: messenger RNA, 1227 nt
Organism: Kwoniella shivajii
Lineage: Eukaryota; Fungi; Basidiomycota; Tremellomycetes; Tremellales; Cryptococcaceae
Exons: 12
Coding region: 1-1227 (408 amino acids)
Source: RefSeq, a predicted model, not a curated record
AUGUCAACCAUAAAUGACACAAAUACGAAUCUAGUCUGUAUACUAUCUGCCACCGCUUUGGUGUAUACUAUUCAUCACGCUCACAAAUUUGAUCGAUGCAGAUGUCUUAUCCCAAACAAGAAAGACUGGUUUAGGGCUCUCUUGACUUGGAUGCUCCUGUUAUGUGAGAUUGGAAUGUUCAUUUGGGGAGCUGGGUGGGCAUAUGUCAAAUAUCAAUUGGGAUGGAUGUAUAUACCUCAAAAGGGGACGAUGCCAGUUCCCACCAUACUCUACACUGAAGAUUAUAAAGCUCUUAACACUCCGUUGACAGUAUGGGUAUGCAUAUCCUUUUCUCUACAAGUAUCGUUAAAUGCCGAAGAAGGAUUAUAUUGGUGGCAUUUAAUGAGAGCAAUACGUAGACCGAAAAGUGGAAAAAGCUGGUUCAGAUCACCUUUCUUCUUCAUUUGGCUAUUGAUCAGUAUCAUAACGCCAAUUGGAAUUAUCGGUACUGGAUGGAUAGGAUAUGAAGGUAUGGAUACUCAGAUGGGUAGAAUGUUCGUAGCUGGUGGUGUCAUCGAAGCUUUAGUCUGUUUAUCAGCUUCGACAGUAUUACUCAGAUUUCCGAAAUUUCUGAAUAAUGUAAAACGAUCAGGUGCUGGACCUGAAGUACGCUCAAGAUUACAUUUUUACCAUGAAGCCAAUAAAGUUCGGACUUUUUUUCGAGCAAUUUUCACCACUUGUAUCCUAAUUCUAGGCGUUGACGCUUUGACGAAAGAGAGGAAAAUCAACAUGAACCACAUAGCUGCUGACUUGUUACAUCAAAUUUCAUUUGGGUCGUAUUUCUUUGCCAAUAUAGUCUCAGUCAUGGUCUAUCUCCCUCGAAGUUACAGUAGUACCCCUGCAGGACAGCAGGUUAUGGUCGGCCAACAACAACAAGAACAGGGACUACCUGUACCUUCACAUCAGAAUUCGAUGGAAGCAGGAAAUGCAAUCGAUCGAAGAGCCAGUCAGACUUUGAUGUCAUUACUUCGAGAAGGUGGACAAUGGGAUAAAGACGAUGAUUUGCGUAUAGCUCUCAGUAAGAAAGGUGAUGAUUCACCACUUAGAAAUGAGGUUAAUUGGGAUGAAGAAACUGCUAUCAAUCCAUCGAUGGAUCAAAAGAAAUUGAGGAGAUUGACAGUUUUGCAGAAUUGGAGAACACCUUUUAGUGUACCCCACAAUAGACCCAAAUUGCCAUCUUCAACUUGA